GUAUGGGCAGAACCCCUACACUAAUUGGCUAACCUUCCAACAAAAGUUUCUCGAGCGUUUCGAUCACAUCGCACCCAGGUAGUGCCUUCGUCUGAUAAAAGAAUAUACGCAGCAGCCUCGGGAAACCUUGGCCAGAUAUGCAGAGGGGUUUAAUUACUUAGCCGAACGCUCCGGGGUCGAUGAAAAAAUGAUGCGGACUGAUUUCGUUAGGGGACUGUCCGAUUCUCGCUUGCGGAAGAAGAUCCGCAAGAAAUGCAACCCGAUAGAACACACCCUGACCGAGCUCAUUCAGUAUGCCAUUAAGUACGGGAAGGAAAAUUACGAUGUAGGUCUGGAUUCAGAGUCCGACGAAGACGACCCUUCGGGUGUCCGACGCCAUAGCUACUCCGCUACGGCGCGAAUGUUCGAGGAUCGCUUCGGGUUAGGACCGGCGAAGAAAAAUUCGGAUCGGAAAACUUCGUCUUCCGCGUCGACCUCCCGACGCUCUGGUCAAGCUCCAGGGGGUCGGAACGAGGACGAAAUAUCAAUGAAAGAGGUCGCGGCUCAGCUGGUCACGGUAGUGGCCCCGCUGACGGAAUUCAUUCAAAACUUGCAGCGGCAACGGGUGGCAGCUGUGCAACGACAGCAAACCGCCAUGGCCGCCGGUACCCCUAUGGCCCGACCAGCCGCAGCAGGAGUCGCCCAGCCUCUACGGUGCUACAACUGCAAUCAGUCGGGCCACCUUGCGAAAGAUUGUCCGAAACCUCGAACUCAAAGUGGGCCCGGGGGGCCCACCGGACCUUCCCAAAUCCCGUUGGCUGCUUCGACCGCUGCAGGACAAGGGAGGGUAGCCACGGUGAUGGAUACUGGGACAACGGAAAUGGUGGCCCGUGCGGCCACCGAGAUAGGACCCGAUAAGUACAUGGCUGCGGCGAUGUUCGAACCCGGGACCAUUGGAGUGAUACAUCACGUCCAAAGGAUUACCGAGGAAAGCGACCUCGGGCCUUGGCGUCCGGGGUUCGAAGAUCUCAUGGCCCCUGGCCCUGAGUACAAAGAUGGUCACAUCGACGUGUUGGAUGCAUUGAAGGCGCUGGAUCUACGGGUCCCCGUCCCUAUUCCCUAUCUGCUAACCAUUUCCGAAGCGGCUAACGAAAAGUUGAUCGAACGAUGCCUCAAAAACAGGCGCCGAUUCGAGGAAAGUCGAAAGGGCGAAAAGCCGGUCCUACGAGACCUACCCACAAACGAAGAGUCACAGCCCUCGACCUCAAAGGUGCACGAAGCCAACCGGGUAGGAAUGAUCCAGACCGUAGAUCCUGCCUCGGAAAAGCCUGAGGCGUAUGAUGUUCUGCUAGGCAUUCCGUGGCAGGCGGCGGUCGGAGCGCGAAUGCACUUUGACAGCUUCAAGGUGGUGCUCACAUCGGCCCACCCCAAACCACAAACGAUACCGAUGAGAUUGGCGGUGCGUAUGCGCACCCAGCCGACGCCUCGAAUCACCACGAAAGCCCAUCAAAUCAACAUGAUUCGACGUCUGUCACCAGGCGAAAAUGAAACUUCGUCGGAAACUGACGAGACUGAUGUACCCGACCGAUAUCCGAUCCGGGUUCAGGAUUGGUGGCGCCAUUCCUGGCGACGAGAACCCCUGGAAAUAGUUCGGAGCGAGUCCGAUUGGUUGCACGCAUUCUCCUCCGUGGUGCAGGGAGAACCCCUGCUGAGAGUGUCGCGAAUAACUGACCUUUCGGAAGCCCUUGCGUCCUUAUAUCUUAGAACGGACCCCCUACUCGAAAGGUUUACGGAGCUCAGGGGGUUGUGCGAUUCAACUUUUCGGCCUCCCAGGCCCCUGCUUACAAACGCAAAAGCCGCCCUGCUCUUGAAGGAAGGGGUGUCAUUUCAACCCCGGACGAGGGAAUAUCGAUGGAGGCCAAAGGAACUGAUACAGGCCUUUUCAGUGGAACCCUCGGCUGAAACCGAGCUCGAGGACGACAGUAAUAUGGAAAAUGAACCGAUAAGCCCAGCAGACAGUCAACUUAUCGCGACCGUGCUUUCGGCAAAAACCGACAAUUCUCUGUUUGGUGCCUCACCCGAAGCCAACGCGGCAGUCCCCAUGGUUACGUCGACGAUCUCCCUCCCUGAGGGAAACGUGGACGUCCGGCUGCCGGCCCAUGUGCCUGACGACUACAAACACCUUCUUUUGGCAGUUAUACGGGCCUACCCAGAGGCCGUCAGUAUCCAGGACCACGAUAUAGGACUUACCCACCUGAUCCAACACGCGAUUGAUACCGGUGACAGUGCGCCGAUACAUUGCCGACCGUACCGUUAUUCCCUAAAGGAGAGACAGCUGGCCCUGGAAAGGCUUUGCCUGCCUCGCCAAGCGCUGACGAACCUGCUGAAGAAGGAGCAACUGAUCUGGACGCCGGAAUGCGAGGCGGUGUUUCGGGCACUCAAGGAGGCUCUGACAUCGGCCCCCGUGUUGGCGUGUCCCGAUCCGACAAGACAGUUUGCGCGGCAUACCGACUGGCAGCCGCAGGCGAUAUUGGCGGUGCUGACUCAACAAGGAACGGAUGGAAGGGAGCACGUCAUCGAGUAUGCGUCGAAAACGCUAAGUCAGGCGCAGUCAAACUACGAGGCGUGCGAGGGUGAGUGCUUGGCGGUGGUGUGGGGGGUUCAGCACUUUCGACUGUAUCUGUACGGCCAGAAGUUCGUGCUCGUGACGGAUCAUCAGCCAUUGCUAUCGUUGCGGAACAACACGGACUACAUGGGUACCUUGGGAAGGUGGGCGGUGAGAUUGCAGGACUACGACUUCGACAUCCGCCACUGCGCCACCAGGCAGCACGGGAACGCCGAUGGUCUGACGCGCCUCCAGCCGCCGAACAAGAGUCCCGCGAACGAAAAGCUCAUCCCGUGGAAGCUUAUUUCGCCUUCGACGGAACCCGACUACGGGGAGGUGAAUGUCCUCCGCAAGGAUCGCUUGUUGCGACAUCAGUUCAAUGAGGAGAGGCAGUUGCGAUACGACAUUCAGCAGGUGAACGUGCCAGCGCCCGGGGUUGCUGAUCUGGCGGCAUACUCGUUACUUUGUGAUCGGCUGACGUAUGCGGGGGUGUACGUGGACGUGACGCAGUUGCCUGGGCGGGAGGCGACUCGAGUGUUCAUCGAGUUCCACGCGCGAGAGGUGACACCUAACUUCGUGCAUAGCGUCGCCACCUUUAUUGAAGACUUGACGAUCCUGCCGCAGCCGAGUCGGGAGUUGGCGCGAAGCUUUGUGCGCGAAUACGCAGUGCAGGCGGCCAGAUCAGUGGCCAGAGUGCUAGGACAGGGAGGACAUCGAUUCACAGCCCACGAAGCGCUGGCGGAUACCCUUGCAAGGGUAAUCGCACCGACAACGCGGCCCAAGCCAGCGCAGAAGGAGGGGACGGUGGCGUUGUACCCAUUUGCCCAGCUCCAGACGACCGAUCCGGGAUUGUUGGAACUCAUACAUCUUGAGCUCCUAUCCAUUGCGCAAGUGAUCGCGAGCGAGGAAGAGGAGGUCCAGCCACGAUUGCGGACGGCGGCUGCCCCGCGGAAAACGUACAACGCGGUCGUCAUCCCGGAUUACAUUGCGCAGCGCGAGGAAAGGUUGGAGGACUUCCCGGAGGAAAAAACAUUGCGACCUCCCUCGUCGUAUCCCAAACCGACGCCGCCCAAGGCCCCCAAGAAGACGCCGAAAAGGAAGAGACGCCACCCGUCGCCAGGGGCGCAAGGCAGCCGAAUCGGUGGCGGCGAGGAGGCGGUUCAGCUUGGGCGCACGCGGAAUCUCGACCCGGUGCCUGGGAGUGCGGCGACACUGGUUAAGGAGACUGGCGUGCCAUCGCCGCCCUUCCCGCGCGUGCCCGAUCUCAAUCUCGAUGGAGCCGGGCCAUCGGCCGCAGCACCCGGAGGAGGAAGCCGAAUGGGAUUACCGGAUCCCGUAUCCAGAUCCCCCGUCCUCGCGGGACCUUUUCGCUUCCGGCAGCCACCUCGGAGUGCCCCGGUCAUUGACAUUAGUAGUUCCUCCGAGCUGGAAGGUCCAUCUGACCGAGAUGCCGUAGCUGCUGCCAAGGCUCAGCAGGAGGCAGCAGAGGCAGAACGUCAGCGGCUGGCCACUGAGGCGGCAGCCCAAGCUCAGCAGAAUGCUGAGGCUGACGCAGCGGCACGAGACCAACGGAAUGCCGCCAGUACGGAGUCCCUGAUUCAUAGUGAAAGUCUUGGCCCGCGCGUUCGAAGGAAAACGCAACCUACGCAAGUUACACUCGCGGACGGCUGCACGCAAAAGUCAAUUGACCGAUGCGUUGACGGCGUUCCGGUCUACUUUGCGCCACUUGCUUGCGAGCCGGUGUCUUUUGACAUCCUCGACACCAAGUUCGACAUGAUUCUAGGCAUGUCUUGGUUGCGUAGCGCCGAUCAUCCGGUAAACUUCCAUGACCGAACCGUUCACAUCCGUGAUCAGAACGGAGUGUUAGUCCCAUGUACGGUCGCGACCCCUCACACUUCGAUUGCUUGUCACGUGGUUUCGGUUGCGAGAAUUCGCGACGUCAUUGCUCGGAAUGACGUCGAGGAGAUGGGCCUUGUAUUCUUGCAUGCUCUCCCCUCGCCGGACGGACCAGCCGCGUCACCGCCGGACCCACGCAUUUCUCACCUCUUGGACGAGUAUAGAGACGUCUUCAAGGCUCCCACCGGAACGGUUCCAGAUCGGCCCAUACGUCACGCGAUCACUCUCAAGGCUGGCGCCGUCCCUCCGCGUGGAUGUAUCUACCGCAUGAGCGAAGAGGAACUCGAGGUGCUUCGCGCACAACUCGAUGAUCUUCUCGACAAGGGCUGGAUUCGCCCUAGUUGCUCGCCAUACGGUGCACCUGUUCUCUUCGUCCGGAAGAAGAACAAAGAUUUACGGUUAUGCAUCGACUAUCGGAAACUUAACGCACAAACCGUAAGGAACGCCGACCCUCGUCCUCGGAUUGAUAAUCUCCUUGAGUGGUUAGGCGGCGCGACGUACUUCUCGAAGUUGGACUUGAAGUCAUGUUACCACCAGAUUGAAAUCCAGCCUCAAGACCGGUACAAGACCGCGUUCAAAACGCGGUACGGGCAUUUUGAGUGGUUUGUCAUGCCCUUUGGCCUCACCAAUGCCCCCGCAACUUUUCAAGCAGCGAUGACGACUGAGUUUCGCGACUUGCUCGAUCGCAGCGUCCUCAUCUACCUUGAUGACAUCUUGGUAUAUAGUAGGACGUUGGACGAGCACAUCGUACACCUGCGCGUUGUUCUAAAUCGUUUGCGACGAGCCAAGUACAAAGCGAAUCUCGACAAGUGCGAAUUCGCCAAGCAAGAGCUUGAGUACUUGGGUCAUUUUGUCACGCCGAAAGGCAUUCGUCCCUUAGCGGACAAGAUCCAAGCCAUCGUGGAUUGGUCGGAACCCCGUUGCACGACGGAUGUACGCUCUUUCAUGGGUUUGGCUGGAUAUUAUCAGCGAUUCGUCGAGUAUGAAAGAGUCCUGAAUGGAGUUGUUAUCUCCAUGGAUGUCCACAGUCUCAAUGAGCUGGUCAGCAAGUUCAGAAACAAUAUCGAGUAUGUUGAGGUGGACGGGACAGCGAGGAUUGCUGCUGUCCAGCUGAAUCCCCCUUGGCAGCUGGAUCGAAUUGACAGUCUCCCAGGAGGUGAAAGACUUGAUGGAAAGUACACCUAUAAUCCAUUUGGAGGAGCCAAUGUAAACAUUUAUGUUCUUGAUACGGGGAUCAGAGAAACACAUGAAGAUUUCUACUACAUUGACCGGAGAAGAAUGCCCAAUGGGAGGUUUGCCUCACGUGUUCGCCCCGGGUUCAACGCCAUUGGGGACUUUCAAGGAACAGCUGACUGCCAAGGGCAUGGCACUCAUGUUGCAGGGACUGCGGCGGGUCUGAAAAGCGGAGUGGCUAAAUCCGCAUUACUCUACCCAGUCCGAGCACUUGGUUGCAAUGGAGAUGGAGCAUAUCAGUGGGUGCUUGCUGGGCUUGAUUGGAUAGCGAGAAACAUGGUGAAGCCUGCAAUUGUAACUAUGUCAAUUACAACCCCGGCAUCUCCAAGCUUGGAUAGCGCAAUAAACACUAUAGUUGACGAGGAAGGACUUAUAGUGGGGGAAGCUAUCGAGAGUUCAUCUUUCCAAGCCGAUGAUGGUUAUGUAACGUUAUCAGGAACGUCGAUGGCUACUCCUCUUGUGGGUGGGAUCAUCGCCCUGUACUUGAGCAAUCCGGCCAACAGCGACGCCCGGCAAGCCGAUGUGAAGCGAGCUGUACUUGAUGGGGCGAUUGCAAAUGGAAUCACAACACGGCGAGCGGACACAACGCGGAAGCUUCUGAAUGUAAACAUCAAAGAUCCAAUAGUGAUGCUGGCGCCACGGACGAUAAAUGCAAAUGAAGGAACAACUCAGAGAGUGACUGUGCAGUUGCUUUCCAUGCCAAAUUCCACAGUGAUUUACAGCCCCCAGCUUCUCGACACAACUGUAGGUUAUUUUGCGCCAAGAACCCUAUCGUUCAACAUUUUUAACUGGAAUUUUCCGCAAAGAUUGAUGCUGGUGCUACCCCGACGAGGAGGAUAUUUUGACAAAGCCAGCAUAAUUCAUCAUUAUUUUAUGUCCAAUGACCCUGCCUUUGAGAGAAUUGUCCCACCGUUCCUGACUGCAGGCACCCUCCGCAUCCGGACGCUAUAUGUCCAUUUUGCAGCCAUGGGCGCUAUACUGAAUGCAUGCUCUUUUGUGGUGACCGUUCUUCUUUCAUUUUGGCCUGCAAUCGACAUGCCAUUUGUCAGGGGUGUAUGGCGGGCAUGCUCAAUGCCACCCAUCGUGGCAAUUGUUGCACUGAGAAUGCUCAGCUAGGUCUUCCAUGUGUUCAUCCACAUUAUCCUUACAAUGUAUGUCCUCUCUGUCAUCAAGGACAGACUCAUUCUUGAACCUUUUCUUAUCCUCUUUUGCCUUCAUCUUCACUCCACACUCCAUACUUUCCCUUACUUCCCCUUUAUCGUUCUUUGUUUGUGUGCUCUCCAUCUCUCCUCCCUCUUCACUCUGCCUCUUUCUCACAGCGUACAAGUGGGUUGUUAUGGCACACGGGGACGGGGGCAGCUCGCGCUCAACUUCAUCAACGUGGCGAGCCUUGUACGUGAGAGGCACGGUGAAAGGGGAGUCAAAAGAAAGAGUAAAAUGAAUGGUUUCAC
This is a messenger RNA of Chara braunii, 7164 nucleotides long. The record is from the annotation of a GenBank genome assembly. Lineage: Eukaryota; Viridiplantae; Streptophyta; Charophyceae; Charales; Characeae.